Penaeus vannamei (Pacific white shrimp) is the source of this 6553-nucleotide messenger RNA. RefSeq names its product serine/arginine repetitive matrix protein 2. NCBI's taxonomy places the organism in Eukaryota, Metazoa, Arthropoda, Malacostraca, Decapoda, Penaeidae. The record is from RefSeq and is a predicted model, not a curated record.
GCGCACAACGAGUCCACCCUCUCGGGCUCCUCGCGGGCGUCUCGUACCCUGCACCGACGCUUCAACCUCCCACCCGACGCCGACGGGGAGAGGGUGGAGUCGGCGCUCUCUCGGGACGCCGUGCUCACCGUCACCAUACCGAAGAGGACGGACGUCCGUGUGAUCCCCGUCACGAUGGAGGGAGACUCGGGCUCUGAGUCCGGAAGGAGCGGCACCAAGAGGCACUCGGCCAGUCAUCCUGACCCAGGACCCACGCCCAGGAAGAGAACCCAGGAGGAUUCGGGCGCAGGGCGGGAGAGGAGCUCCAGCAGGGGGAGGGGGGCCUUCGGGGAAGACAGAAGAACCGAAGGCAGGAGGGAUCAGGAGGACCAGGAUGCCCGGCGAUCUAGAGAACGGUCCAGGAGGAGAGGGAGCGAGAUGUACCCCGAGACGAGUUCCUCCAGGGCCGAGAAGGAGCUGAGGAGGAAGAGCUACCCCGACAGCUCCAAGAAAGAGAAGAGGGAAUACACAGUAAACAUACAGCGUUCGGGUAAAGACGAGAGUAAUGGCAAUAAGAGAAGAAACCGAGAUAUACCCGAGGAGGACGAGAAACCUGAAGCGAGAAGUCGCCAGAGGAGCUCAAAGUAUGAGGAAGCGAGAGAAAUAAAUAUACCAAUUCGCGUCGAGUCUUCAGGAGACUCCGAGAGUGUCUUCCCUUACCCUGCGUCUCGAGGAGAGAAAGUUGCUCAAAAUAAUGAAGACACUUCUCAAGAGAGUUCCCCCAAGCACGAACCUUCAAAGCUGUUUGCCGCUUCUAAGAAGCCACAGUCGGAGAGGAAAUCUUUUCUUUCCAAUGACAGAAUUCGUGUUCCGGAACCCUCACGCGUCAACGGAGAUGAAAAAGAAAAUAUCAAACCUUCCACGGACGAUCUGCUAUGGAAGUACUCAAACGCCUAUGAGAGCAAGUCACAACCGGAAGAAAGUCAGGCUGACCAGAGUCCAACGAGAACGACAAAAACGCCCAAAAUCCCGGACUCGGAGCCAAAGAAAUAUUACUUCGGGGCCAAACCCAUGAAUGAAACCCAUGAAGUGCGCGUCGUCCCUCCGGAUGAACCUCGAACUUCUCAGGUCGAGGGGAAAUCCGAUGCGAAGAAGAACGAAGAAGAUGUGAAGACGAAAGAGCGAAAGAGGGUACAAGACGACGAAGACACGAAGGUCAUUAACCGAGAGAACACCGACGAUUAUAAAAGUUUCUUAAAGACCAAGUCACAAGAUGGAGAUUCUCCUUCAUCUGGAUCGAAAUCUCCCUUGAUUGGUCGGGAGGUCAAAGUUGAAAAGAAACAAUCAGACAUGGAAAAGGACAUGUUUAACGACUGCUGGCAGAACUUCAGUAGCACCCUGCAAGAUGUGCUUUCGCGUCUUCAAGAGCUGUCAGCAGAGCUCGGACAUGCACGGGCAUUAGUCACACCUUCAUCACCGCCUACUUCCGCAGAGGUGGCUGACGAAGGGUCGAAGUCGGAGGAGGAGAAGUCCACGGGAGAUCGCUCGCCUGACGCAACCAGCAUAAAGGUGCCCAGUAAGGACUCUUCCCCCGGAGAGAGCGAGCCGCGUACCCCCUUGUCCGUAGACGGCAGAAGACGGGUUGCGGGAGAGGCGGCGGCGGCGGCGGGCGUGGGCGUGGGGUCAGCCACUACGCCACCCACCGUAUAUGCAAGCGAGGGGUCGCCUCCGCGGGCAGGUUUCGGCGGCGCUGGUGCCAAGUGUCACAGAGACUAUCAGACUGCUGUCAGCCAGGCCGAUAAGCGAGCGAAUCAUGCCUACGAGAGAGGUCGGGAAGACGCGCUGCAAAUGCAACAGGUGAGCAGCUCUCGCGCGGCGGAGAACGUGGCCGCGGUGCCAUGUCCGAGCGGCGGUGACGGCGUGUGCGGAGUCGGCGGGGCGCGGGCCAGGGACAACAUCAGGCCCGCCAGUUUCGUCCUCGGAGAUUCGGCGCAGAACGACGCAGUUCACGUACCCAUGAACUUCGUCCAGGAUGGCUACUCCGACGACCGACGAACUCAGAGGAACGGAACAGCGGCCGGGUCCCGUCCUCGGCCCACGAGCCUCGACAUCAACCACGAGAGCGCUCUUUUGCGGGACCUGAGGAAGGUGUCCCCCGUCGACGCACUCAAGGACCACUUCCUAAAACGCAUGACACCGACCAGCGAGUUUUCAGCUGUUGACACGGAUGUACACUACAUUCCGGUCGAGCUCGAGGCAAGCAAGACUGUGGAGACAAGCGGUAGUGCACGUGGAGCCGCAGCAUCGCAAGGUACUCCCGCUCCCGGGAUACCGCUUUGUGAGCGCCGAGGGAAAGGUAUUGAAAAUCUUGUGAUCAGGGAUGAUACCAGCUCUAGUGAAGGUUCUAGUCGCGUGAGUUCGGAAAUAUCAGAUAAAAGUUCAUCAGUAUCUGCCGGCAGUAGCCAGGACCGUGACGAGCAGGCGGGGUCCUGGGCAGCGCCAGGGCACGCGGCAACACACAAGACUGCCACUGGCAACUCGAGUGUGCUGAAUAUCGGCCCUGACCCGUUCCAGCAACACUCUUCCAGUGUGUGUGGUGGGGCUGACUCACGCGCUCAGCCUGAUGGUAUCGGUAGUGGCAGUGCUACGGGCGGGUCUCGGACAAAACCAUGCCCACGCCUACCCUCAGAGUCCGACCCAGACGUCGAUGAGAUCAUCAGUAAGGCAGAACGUGUUAUUGAAGAGACGAGAAGACUCUCUGCUGAUAUCGCAAACAGCCACCCCCCUGAGAAUGAUUUAGGACGAGAGGAAAACAGCAGAUUCAAGCGAGAGGCGGCGAAGGGCACCUCGAAGCCGCGAGGAUUUAACUUGGCGCCGAACAUAGACACCCGGUGCUCGCCCGAUUCGAACUUUAUCGAAGUAGACGAAGAAAAUGAGGACUCCAAGAGUAAAAGUGAGGAAUCAGAGGCGAUAGUAGAAGGCUGCCUCUCUAUACCGCUGCCCAGGGCCACCGCUCGCCCACGCCAGCCCCGCAUCACGCCCCCUCCGGAGGACAACGUUACUCUACCCGACUUGAAUGCAGCUCCUAAGCCCGCUCGCAGGGACUCUCUGGUCAUUGAAGCUGUGGAUGACGUUGAUGACGUAACAGCGUGUGAGGAGGUGCAGCCCACAAUAGUAACGAGUCCAGAAAUACAGAGUAGUGACGUCAUGGUUUGCGCACGAGAGAGCGGCCGAGGUGGCCGCACUGAAGCCCCCCCUUCCCCGAGGGAGGCGCGGCCACGCACCCUCGCACACGAGACCCAGCCCACCCGAGCGCCGCGCCGCCCCUCCAGCCGCGAGAGGAUGGGCGGUGUCUUCUCACGGGGACGCACCGACGAUGCCACGCGCCAACAUCCACCUCCUGCCGCGUCAGGAGCAGCGAGGAGCAAAACCGUUUCGCCGCCUCCACAGACACCUCCGACGCCCACACGUCGGACGAGAGAGCGCUCGUUCACGCCUCAGGAGGAGCAGCCGCCGCCGCCAUAUGUCAGGCAAAAGGCCGAACCGAGUCGUAGGUAUAGUGGCUUCGGACAUGUGCAAAGUGAUAAUGUGCGGAAGAUGCGGGAUAUUUGGGGGUCGAAGCAGGAGAGGCGAGAGCCGUCGCCGCAGCCGCCGCAGCGAGGAAUACGAGUACCUGCCAGUCCGCCUCCCUCAGGAAGGCGGGCCCCAGAUUCUCCGAGGAGAUCGUCUUGCUCGAGGUCGACGCCCGUGCGGGACGCCCCUCUGAAGUCUCCCACUAGAACGAACAACUUCUACAGUUCUACCAUCAGCAGUAGAAACAGAAGCAGCUCGUCGCCCAGACGAGGCAGCGCCUCUUCUACAGACGGCGGCGCGCCUCUCACGCGUGACGCCUCGCGCAACACUUCUGCAGCUGCCAAUUCUAGUCGGGCGCCGCAAGACAAGUAUAACCUGGGCGGAACGCCAGGAGGGAGAGCCUCCCCGGUCCGCACCCCCCGGACGCCCCGCCGGACCGCGACGCCCCCGCCUCCUCCGCCACCUUCGGAGCCUCCGCCGGCGUCGCCUUUCCACCACAAAGUGUUCCGGCGGUUGCGGGACGCGAGCCUUCAGCCCGACAGCGAGACCAUCUGCUUCGCCGAGGAGGAGGACAGAUACAAGUUGGUGAUGGACGUAGAGGAGUACGUCCCCGGCGAGAUCGAAGUCCUGCAAGACGACAAGGCCCUGACGGUGAAGGGCCGCGUCGAGACGAGGCAGGGGAGCAGCACGAGCACCAGGACCUUCUGCAGGAAUUUCCACAUCCCCCGCAACACGCGAGAGGAGGACAUCGACUCGGCGCUCUCUAAGGACGGGAUCCUCACCGUCUAUGUGCCGAAGAAGAAGGAACGUGUCAUCAAGAUCGAGCUGACGGACUAGGGAGGCGUCCGACCGGAGCAUCUGCGGUUCCGCCAGACUUCGGUGGCCUCGAAUCUCUUGUCGAGCUCAUUUCCCGGGCUAUAUUUGACGACAGCGUGAUGGCAGCUUCGAGUCCUGUUCUAGGAGAUGACGUGUUAAUACAUGAGCGUAGUUGCGCCUCCGCGAACCUACCACAGCUACGGGCUAAGGACCAAGAAUUUGCCACGGAAGCCCUGUCGCCAUGCCGUCCGUCCGGCGUCUGUCAAGGGGCACGCCCCGGGCACGUUCGCAUACCGACAUGAUCUCUCGACAAGCGAGGGGCGAGAUUCGCUUCCCUCGUUCAAGUUAUGGGGAAAAUGUUAAUUGCGUCCUCGAAGGCUAACGGAAAACUUUAUUUACUUUAUUUAUGUUCUAAGAUAUAAGAACACUUAAGACGAAAAGUGCAUAUGUACAUGAAAAGUGUGUAUACAUAUUAUAUAGAAUAUAUUUCAUACUGUAGGUUAUAUCACAAUAACCUAAACAAAUACUUUUGAUAAUUAACUUAUAUGAAAUGUGUAUAGAUAAAUGUGUAACUCUAGAAGUAGUAAAGGAGAUAUGGUGAUAUGUUUAAUGUGCUAAGUGUACAUUUUUUGUAUAUGAGACGCUUGAGUUCCAAAUUUCCGAAAUCGAGGGUGAUGUGGAACCGGUGAGAUUGCCUUAGGUGUGAUGUGCAAUAUUCCCAGCCAUAAGUAUUGCAACACAAACAUUAUACGUCGUCCAAGAGGGAUUCUGAGAUAAAAGAAUUUCAACACGAAAAUCUCGUAUGCGGGUUUUAUUUUAUUACGGUAGUAAAACCACCUAAUGAGUAAUUUACGUUGCCAAACUUCUCUCUCGCCUCCAGUGGUGUUGAUGUUUACUUUCACCUCCAUAAAAGAACGAGUAGACAAUGUACAGACCUUUGUUUCACGGGGAUUCGCAUUUUACGAUUAUGUGUACUAUAAGCACGAGAAAUUAAACCAUUUGUAGGGAGUAUUUCUCUCAAGGCCGGUCAUUUGCAGUGCACUUGUUUGCCAGUGCUUGAUUUCGUAGGUAAAAACGGUACGAAUGAUUCAGAACUGUAGAUUUCCUUUUUAAUUUUCAGUGUCAUGUUAUUAGUUACGUGUUAAUGUGCUCUUCUAAGGUCUACGUGCCAUAGUACCAUUGUUCACUCUUGUGUAUUUUUGCUUUCUGCACUUGUCAGAUCGCGGUGUAUAAUUCAUUAAUCAUUUUCAUUGUAUGAUCUGUUUACGAACUGUCGUGUUCUGCGCGAAUAUAAUUUGCGGCUUUGAUACGUAUUUGAUAUUCACUUUCAUUCAGUUGAAUUCAUAAACUCAUAGUUUCACAUACACAUGAUAAUUAUAUAGUACUCAACAAAAGAAAUAAAGAGAUCCAGCUAGUCACAUAGAAGAUAAGAGGACCCAGCUAUUACGACUAAAUCAGAGAAACCUGUUCUUACCCUCACGUUCAGCACUGUGCACACAGGGACCUGCUUCUCCGGCCACCUCGCCUCCCGGUGGCAAAUGUGUUUACGCCAGCCUUAGGUUAACGUUAGAAAAGGUUUUAUCUUCCUUUCUGUUUUAUUUCCCCUUGGUCAAUACAAGCUCCCCAGAUUAAGCAGCUGGCGAUUUUGUGAUAUAUUAACGAUUCACUAGUUUGGUAUGUUAAAGAUGAGAGAGAUUUUGUAUAUAGAGUUGUGUAGAUUCUCGUACAACUGUUUCCUAUUCAGUUAGUCCGCGCGCGCAGAAGAUAUGGGAACGUGUUAUUUACAUACAUAUGCAACAAGACAAAGUAUAGAAUGACGUUAUAACUCGAUGCCUUUUUAUCAUGACACAGCGGAUCAGCUAAUGGAUAUUAGAUUAUGACUAAAGUUUUGUUUUUUAUCAAUUCCCAUCCUACUGAAAUCCGUGAAGCCAUAUGUUCCUGAAUAUGUAUUGAACAGCAAGAUUCUACAUUUGAAACGAUUAUUUACUAUUAUGUUUUGCGAUACUUAAGGUGAUACUCCUAUGGGUAGGUCUUGUAUAUUUUAAUUGCUUGACGAAUAAUAUCAUUGCUCACUAAAUGCCCAUUUGUACUGUGAUGUCAUAACGAAUGUUUGUAUUAAUUUGCUUGCAGAUGAGCCGAUGGGUGUCUUUCAUUGCAGAGUAUUUAAUAAAAAAAAUAAACAGAA